Gracilinanus agilis (Agile Gracile Mouse Opossum) is the source of this 600-nucleotide messenger RNA. RefSeq names its product transmembrane protein 253 (gene TMEM253). The record is from RefSeq and is a predicted model, not a curated record. The transcript is spliced from 6 exons. NCBI's taxonomy places the organism in Eukaryota, Metazoa, Chordata, Mammalia, Didelphimorphia, Didelphidae. Bases 1 to 600 code for a protein of 199 amino acids.
AUGGAGGAGGAAGAGAUCCAAUCUGUAGAAGAGAGGCAGGCGAUCCGGGAAGAAAAGUUGAGGCAUUGGGCCCAACACAGAGAGAAAGGGCCUCUUCUGGUGUUAGCGGUGAGCCAGCUGUGGAUGGCCGUGGCUUCUGUACUCUUUGCUAUAACCACUUCAUGCCUGGAAUCAGACUGCCACCUAAAUGGAGCGGUGCCCCUCUGGCCAGGAGUUUUGGGACUGCUUACUGGGAUCUUGACCCUAGAACUUCAAAGGACACCUAGACUCUGGAAGGUAAGAGCUAUGAUGAUACUCAACUUAUCUGGGUUGAUCCUGGGGCUUGUCGUUGUUGCGGUCCAGGGGAUGAAGCUGGCCUUACUACAGUCAACCUCCUCCCAGUGGGUUGGCUCGAUGAUGCUGAAAUUGAGUGCAGAGGCCUUCACCUUAGGGGGAGCUCUGGCCUCAGCCCUUUCCCUCUUCCUGCUGAGCCAAAGAAAGCCAGGAUGCUGUGGUGCUCGGAGACUACGCUAUCAGGAGCUGCAGGAGGGCCUCUCAGAAAUGGAAGAAGUUAAAGGUAUCGAAAAUAUUCCCUCUGAAGCUAACCCAGCAAAUGAAUGA